ACCUGACAACACCCAAAUCCUCUCACCAGUCCAACCCUAAACAACCCCAGACAUUACCAUGUCUGGCUCCUGCUGUGGCUCCUGCUGCUCCUCCUCAGGCUGUGGGGGAGGCUGCUGCCAGCCCUGCUGCCAGCCCUGCUGCUGCCGCGACCCCUGCUGCUGCCGCCCCGUGUCCUGCCAGACCACCGUGUGCCGCCCCGUGACCUGCACCUGCCGCUGCACACGCCCCAUCUGUGAGCCCUGCCACCGCCCCGUCUGCUGUGACCCCUGUGGCCUGCAGGAGGGCUGCUGCCGCCCCAUCAGCUGCUGCCCCACGUCCUGCACGGCCGUGGUCUGCCGCCCCUGCUGCUGGGCCUCCACCUGCUGCCAGCCCAUCUCUGUGCAGGUGCCCUGCUGCCGCCCCCCCUGCUGCCAGCCUGCCCCCUGCCGCACCACCUGCAGGACCUCCCCCUGCUGCUGAGAUUCCCACUAUCCGCAUAGAGCAACACACUGGAGCCUAAGCACCUAUUCUGCAUUUUAAGAAAGUAGAAAGAAAAACAGGUAUUUUUCAUAAGGUGACAAUAGUCAUUUUUACAUCCUACCAUUUGGAUAUACAAGCAGAUGUCCACAACAGCAGAAGACACUAUGGGUGGUAAAUCUCUCUUCAAAACCCCUCAGAGUAGACUUUGCAAACCCAUCCUGAACUCUGAGGACUGCUCAAACC
This is a messenger RNA of Lutra lutra (Eurasian river otter), 703 nucleotides long. RefSeq names its product keratin-associated protein 2-3-like. NCBI's taxonomy places the organism in Eukaryota, Metazoa, Chordata, Mammalia, Carnivora, Mustelidae. The coding region runs from base 59 to 460 and encodes 133 amino acids. The transcript has a single exon. The record is from RefSeq and is a predicted model, not a curated record.